CAUGUUGCCCUUCUAAUGUACCGCCGCUACGUUACUGCCGACUCAAUCUCUCUCUUCAUUUUCUCUCUCCUCUCUUGCCUGCUCCUUUCUCUCUCUCUCCUCACCUUUUCCUCGAUUACCAGUGUUCUUGGCUGUAGGAUUGGCAAUAGCCGUGCUGUAGCCGCAGUUCGUAAAAGUGGAGUUCGAAGCUUUUUUUAUGUCUGAACGAGCCUCUCUCUUUUUGUCAUCAAUCGGCUUGCUUGGAGAAUAUUGCCCUACGUCUAGAAAAAAGGAUAGUCAUACCUCCGGAAAAUUGAGUUGUAUGCAUAUUGGGAAUAUUGACGGUUAUUCUCUUAAUCAUCAGGGUUGCACUUAUAUGCAGCCUUCUUUCCUUCAGAUAUCAGCGCUUCCUCUCAUUGCCUCCUAACAAACUCCAAUUUCUUCAUAAGGCAAUAUGGCACUUCAGAACAUUGGUGCUGGAAACCGUGAUGAUGCCUUCUACAGGUAUAAGAUGCCUAGGAUGGUCACAAAGAUUGAAGGUCGUGGUAAUGGCAUCAAAACCAACAUUGUCAACAUGGUUGACAUAGCGAAAGCCUUGGCUCGGCCUGCUGCCUACACGACGAAGUACUUUGGUUGUGAGCUUGGAGCUCAAUCCAAAUUUGACGAAAAGACAGGGGUUUCCCUUGUUAAUGGAGCUCAUGAUACAGCAAAACUUGCUGGACUUCUGGAGAAUUUUAUCAAGAAAUAUGUUCAGUGCUAUGGGUGUGGCAACCCUGAGACUGAGAUUCUGAUAACCAAGACUCAGAUGUUGCAGCUUAAAUGUGCUGCUUGUGGGUUUGUGUCUGAUGUGGAUAUGAGAGACAAGCUCACUACCUUUAUUCUUAAGAACCCUCCUGAAGUGAAGAAAUCAUCUAAGGACAAGAAGGCCUUGAGGAGGGCUGAGAAGGAACGCCUCAAGAAUGGUGAAGCUGCCGAUAAGGCAGCGAAGCAGAAGAAGUCCUCAAAAGAAGGUGCAUCUAAGUCAACCAAGAAGAAGACCCAGGGUUCUGAUGAAGACCAUUCUCCUACUGGAAGCCAGGCUGGUGAUAAUGAACCUUUUGUUGAUGUUGAUGAUGAAGAUGAUGACGAUGGGGACGAUGUUCAAUGGCUAACCGACACAUCUAUGGAGGCUGCUAAGAAGAGGAUAACAGAGCAGCUUAGUGCUGUGACAGCUGACAUGGUGAUGCUCUCAACUGAAGAGAAAUCUCCUCCUCGGAAGAAGUCCCCACCUCGCAAACCAGAACCUGAGGUUAAAGAACAAAAUGGCACUCUCUCUGCUGACCCACAAGAGACUCUUAUCAGAGGCUUGAAGGAAUAUCUGAAGCAAGGUCCAACUGCAAAUCAGUUGAAAACCCACUUAACCUCGUGCUCAGGUACCCCCCAAGAGGUUGUGGAUGCUGUGUUUGAGGCUCUCUUUGACGGCUUGCAGAAGGGAUUUGCAAAGGAGGUCAAUAAGAAAAAGAACUACAUUGUUGCUGCCCUAGCUUAUGCUGAAGGUUCACAGCCAAUCCUGUUGCAUGCCAUUGAGUCCUUCUGUGGAAAAGCUAGCCCCGAUGCUGUCAAGGAUGUAGCAGUGGCUCUGAAGUUUCUUUAUGAUGCCGAUUUGCUGGAGGAAGAAACCAUUGUCGAGUGGUACGAGAAGGGAUCAACUGGCAACAACAAGAGUUCAUCUAUUUGGAAGUUUGUCAAACCUUUUGUGGAGUGGCUCCAGAGUGCUGAGUCCGAGUCGGAAGAAGAGUGAUAUCUAAUAUCCAGUUUAAUUCAAUAUCAUACUAAGUACUCGUAUUAAGAUGCAAGGUUUAUUUCAGUUGCUAGUAUUUUCUAUAUUCCGGAAUAAGUGAUUGGCUGGAAGCGAGUCAGCAACCAGCUGGAUCAUCGUGGUGGUUGGUUUUUCAUUUUUGUUUUUCGUGUGUCAAACUGUGUCAAUUGUAAUGUCGUUAUGGUAUUCCUUAUUUUUAUGAACAAUCUGUUGCAUUAUAUUUCUAAUUAUAUAUUUAAUGUCAUAUUGGUAUUAUUGUUAUGAACACAAUCUGUCACAUAAUCAUUCUUAUUACAUCUUUUAAAGUUGAA
Chenopodium quinoa (quinoa) is the source of this 2088-nucleotide messenger RNA. Its product is annotated as eukaryotic translation initiation factor 5-like. The transcript is spliced from 2 exons. Gene Ontology annotation, biological process: translational initiation; formation of translation preinitiation complex; formation of cytoplasmic translation initiation complex. Gene Ontology annotation, molecular function: GDP-dissociation inhibitor activity; translation initiation factor activity; eukaryotic initiation factor eIF2 binding. Gene Ontology annotation, cellular component: cytosol. NCBI's taxonomy places the organism in Eukaryota, Viridiplantae, Streptophyta, Magnoliopsida, Caryophyllales, Amaranthaceae. The record is from RefSeq and is a predicted model, not a curated record. The coding region runs from base 434 to 1759 and encodes 441 amino acids.